UUUUAUCUUGUGAUGGUUUAUAUUGAUUUUAUUGGAUCCCAUACUGGUGUUUUUAUUUAGAUUAAGAAGAGUACAUGUUUAACUCAAACUUUGUAGUAUGGUUCAAAACCUUCUGAACAACAGCCAAUGGUAAAACAUUGGUCUAGAAGAAUCAGAGAUAAACUAAGAAGACAAAUAAAAACUACUCUAUGGGAUAGUGAUGAAGAUUACCUUUUCAAAAUUCUUUAAAAAAGUGCGGGGGGCAAAAUAAAUGCUAAUGAUUUUUUAAAAAAGUGUGGUAAUCUAAUGAGUAGCAUUGUCUACUUUGUUGCUUGCGCUAAUGACAAGUGUUAUGACUGAAGACACCCCAGGAGACCACUUUUAUCAAUUAAGCAAUUUUGCUGGUAUUUUAUAUCUACUGUUGUUGCCCUUUCAACUUCCAACCCAUCCAAAAGCUGAACAUUAUGAAUGGAUAAUCAAAUUAAAACAAUUUUUUUUUAGUUAAGAUUCAAGGAAUCUUUCAUAGGCAAAAGUUGAAUGUAUUCAUCAUUGAAUCACAUGUUCUAUUCUAUACUAUACCAACGACCCAAAUGGUUUUAGGGACUAUUUUUUGUUGCUUUUAAAUUGGCCAAUGCUAGCUUUGCAAUGAUCUUAGAGUUCCUGUAAAAGAAUAGGAAGAUACCUUUAAUAUUAUGCCAGUGGAUUUCCAACUUGUUCAAGAUGUAUAGCUUUAACAAGACAUAAAUAUUCAGAAAUAAACCGUUCUCUUAAGUUUGUUAUUAUUCAGCCAUUUUGUAAUUGGCAUUGGCCUCAUUAAUAUUCAUAUUUAACCACAAGAGAGGCGCUAUUGAGCAGGGGACAUUUCAAUAAAUUACUUCAAUAAAAACAAGCACUGUUUAAAACUAACUUUUGACUAAACAAAACAUUUAUAUAAAAAUAUGAAUACACUUAAAAUAUUUGAGGGGUUUAUAAUUUCCCCAGCUGCCCCUUUAAGCACCCACCACACAGUCUUUUCCUUGCCUUCAUUUUCUUAAAAAAGGCUAAUAUUCUAUCCACACAAAAUGGCUUACUUUUAAACUACUUCCUGUUCCAAGAGGAAGUGAUCCUUUUCCAAGGACUACAAUAUACAGCAAAGUAUUAAAUAAAAUAUAUGUAAAUUAAUAUUUGUGGGUCCCACCACUGGUGUUUAUGAGAUCUCAGCCACCCACAUAUAUGUUUGGGAAAGCCUUAAUAAAUGGGGUACCCCAUACUUUUACCCCAUCCAAGUGCUCUCUGAUAAUGGUGGAAAUGAAGGGGUGGGUCUUUGGUGCAUCACCUGAGUUGUGGGGUAAAUGUAGAGAGUGUCAAUCACAGGCAGAGCUCAGAGCUGGGAAGGAGCUACAGAUGGCGGCUGUGCCUUAGAGAGCAUACUCAGCUCGCAGCCUUCUCUUAUACUUCAUACAACUUUUGGCAACUUUGCACCGCCUCCUUUGGGUUUUUUGUCAUCUGGUAACCCCGUUAUGUGUCCUGGGGAGUUGGGAACCCCAGAAUUGUGAGGCUUUUUGAGCUUUUUUCUCCAGUUCGUUCCGAGAAAAGGAGCCGAGAAAUCUGCUUGUUGUUUUCCCAGCUCAUGGCGCACCUCCAUUUUUGUGCGCUUUGAACAGCCCUUCCUCCCGACCUCAUUUGCUGUAAUCAUACAGUAACCCUAGCACCCCUACAUUUAUUUAUAUUUAUUUUUUUCCUCACAAUCCUUUUUUUCCCCUUGGAUAUCGUCUUUUAAAAAAAAAAUUAAAAAAAUCUUUGUUUUACAUUUUUUUUUUGGAAUGCUACUUUCUUUCGCUUUGGAUUAAUACAUGGACUGAGCAGUAUAUACCACUUCAAAGGCCAGCUGUGCACCUGCCCCCCAACAUAUUUUAACAAAAUGAUGAAAAAUAAAGAUAACUCUUCCACACACGAGGACGGCUCGGCUCCCAGCAAUGCAUCAAGUCAUUCUGCAUCAGAGGAGUCUGUUCACUCUGCAUUUGGAUCAGACACUGGUAGCCAGUCAGAGAGUGAGCAAGCUAGCGAUCAAGGAAGCGAAUCAAACAGCAGCUCUGAAUCUUCUCAAAGCCAUUCAGAAUCUGAAGGGGACUCAACUGGUUCCAGAAAUCAAGGAACUCAUUGUGAUGCCAAAGAAAAGGCCCUUCCGAAGAAGGAGAGACUAGCCGACGUGAAAAAGAUGUGGGAAGAAUAUCCUGAUGUUUAUGGGGUUAGGAGGUCAAACAGAAGUAGACAAGAGCCAUCUCGAUUUAAUAUUAAACCUGAGACCAGCGGGUCUGAAAGUGAAAGCCCAAAACGAAGAGUCCUAAGAACAAGAAAGCCAGAGAAGAAAAAGACUUAUGAUGAUGAUGAUGAUGAUGAGGCUAGUAGUGCUGAAAGUGAUGAUGAAGAUAUGAAAGUCAGGUCUCGUAGACUGUUACCCAAACGUGCAGUGUGCAGGCCCAGUUCAAUAAAGACACGUGGAAAGAAAAGGAAGCAGGACUCUUCGGAGGAGGACGAUGAUGAUGAUGAUGAUGAUGACGACGAUGAUGAUGAUGAUGGAACACCUAAAAGACAAACCAGACGCAGAGUUGCUAAAAAUGUCAGCUACAAAGAAGAUGAUGACUUUGAGACUGAUUCAGAUGACUUGAUUGAAAUGGGGGGAGAUGAAGGAGAAGAACAACAGGAGGAGAAUCAAGAGACUAUAGAGAAAGUAUUGGACUCUAGGUUUGGAAAGAAAGGGGCCACUGGAGCAAUGACUACGUUAUAUGCUAUAGAAGAAAAUGGGGAUCCAAACUCUGACUUUAAUCCUGAAACUGAUGGAGAGAAGCAAUAUUUAAUUAAAUGGAAGGGCUGGUCCUAUAUCCAUAGCACUUGGGAAAAUGAGGACAUUUUAGAACAACAGAAAGUGAAAGGCCUGAAAAAGCUAGAAAACUUUAAGAAAAAGGAGGACGAAAUUAAACAAUGGUUAUCAAAGGUUAGCCCUGAAGAUGUAGAAUACUACAAUUGCCAGCAAGAAUUGACAUCUGAAUUAAAUAAACAGUACCAGAUAAUUGAAAGGAUAAUAGCUAUGAAGACUAACAAGUCCACAUCUGGAAAUUCUGACUUUCCAGUUAACAGCAGAAGACCCUCUGCUUCUAAUGAGCCAGAAUACCUUUGCAAGUGGAUGGGCCUUCCAUAUGCAGAAUCUAGCUGGGAAGAUGGAGCUCUUGUCGGAAAGAAGUUUCAGCACUGUAUUGACAGUUUCAACUGCAGGAAUAAUUCAAAAAACACUCCUGUGAAAGACUGCAAGGUUCUGAGACAUAGACCUAGAUUUGUAACUCUCAAGAAACAACCAUCUUAUAUUGGCGGAGAAGGACUCGAGCUAAGAGACUACCAGUUAGAGGGUCUGAACUGGUUGGCUCACUCGUGGUGCAAGAACAACAGUGUGAUUCUUGCUGAUGAGAUGGGCUUGGGAAAGACCAUUCAGACCAUAUCUUUCCUGUCCUACCUGUUUCACCAACACCUACUUUAUGGUCCCUUCAUUUUAGUAGUUCCCUUAUCUACCUUAACUUCAUGGCAGCGAGAGUUUGAAAUCUGGGCACCUGAUAUAAAUGUAGUGGUAUACAUAGGAGACCUUGGGAGCAGAAACACAAUACGGGAAUAUGAGUGGGUUCAUCAGCAGAGCAAGAAGAUGAAGUUUAAUGCACUACUUACAACCUAUGAGAUUUUGCUAAAAGAUAAGGUUGUCCUGAGCAGUAUUAACUGGGCUUUCCUCGGAGUUGAUGAAGCCCAUCGUUUAAAAAAUGAUGAUUCCUUGCUCUAUAAAACGCUCAUAGAUUUCAAGUCUAACCACAGACUACUAAUCACUGGAACACCCUUACAGAACUCUCUUAAGGAACUGUGGUCACUUCUACACUUCAUUAUGCCUGAGAAAUUUGAGUAUUGGGAAGACUUUGAAGAAGUACAUGGUAAAGGAAGAGAUAAUGGUUAUCAGAGUCUUCAUAAAGUUUUAGAACCCUUUCUACUGCGUAGAGUAAAGAAAGAUGUUGAGAAGUCUCUUCCAGCUAAAGUGGAGCAGAUCCUUCGAGUAGAGAUGUGUGCUCUUCAAAAACAGUAUUAUAAAUGGAUUUUAACAAGAAACUUUAAGGCCCUUACCAAGGGAACAAGGGGUAGCACAUCUGGCUUUCUUAACAUAGUGAUGGAACUAAAAAAAUGCUGUAAUCACUGUUACCUCGUAAAGUCCCCUGAAGAUGCAGAGAAGGAAUCCAGAGAAGAGGCUCUGCAGGCUUUAAUCAAGGGCAGUGGAAAGCUUGUUCUGAUGGACAAACUGCUAACAAGAUUACAUGAAAGAGGAAACAGAGUGCUUAUAUUCUCCCAGAUGGUGCGCAUGUUGGACAUACUAGCUGAAUAUCUCGCCAUUAAACACUAUCCAUUUCAGAGGCUUGAUGGGUCAAUAAAGGGAGAAAUAAGAAAGCAAGCACUGGACCACUUCAAUGCAGAAGGUUCAGAGGAUUUCUGUUUUCUGCUGUCUACUCGAGCUGGUGGUUUGGGAAUAAAUUUGGCCUCAGCUGACACUGUAGUUAUCUUCGAUUCAGAUUGGAAUCCCCAGAAUGACUUGCAGGCACAAGCCAGAGCCCAUCGGAUUGGACAGAAAAAACAGGUGAAUAUUUAUCGCCUUGUUACCAAAGGCACAGUAGAAGAAGACAUCAUAGAAAGAGCCAAAAAGAAGAUGGUUCUGGACCAUCUUGUAAUACAGCGCAUGGAUACUACUGGGCGAACUGUCUUGGACAACAACUCUGGAAACUCAAAUUCCAAUCCUUUCAACAAAGAGGAAUUGGCUGCUAUUCUGAAGUUUGGUGCCGUAGAUCUUUUCAAGGAGCCUGAAGGCGAAGAAUCGGAGCCACAGGAAAUGGACAUUGAUGAAAUUUUGCGCCUGGCUGAAACUAGAGAAAAUGAGCCAUCUUCUAGUGCAACUGAUGAGCUCCUGUCUCAGUUCAAGGUGGCCAACUUUUCAACAAUGGAAGAAGUAGAGCCUGACCUUGAGGACAAAUCUCACAAAGACUGGGAUGACAUAAUCCCUGAGGGCCAGAGAAAGAAGUUAGAGGAAGAGGCACGCCAGAAAGAGUUACAGGAGAUCUAUAUGCUUCCAAGGAUUAGAAGCCUUAAUAAAAAGACUCAAGCAAAUGACAGUGAAUCAGAUUUGGAAUCUAAGCAGAGAGCUCAGCGGUCUUCUGGAUCCGAUACUGACUCAGAUGACUCAGAUGAUGACAAAAAGCCAAAACGUAGAGGACGUCCAAAGAGUGUUAGGAAAGACACAGUGGAAGGAUUUACAGAUGCAGAAAUUAGAAGGUUUAUUAAAGCGUAUAAGAAGUUUGCCACUCCGCUUGAGAGACUAGAGUGCAUUGCUCGUGAUGCAGAACUCUUAGAGAAAUCUGUUGCUGAUCUUAAGAGAUUGGGUGAUCUCCUGCAUUCCAGCUGCUCAUUAGCCAUGCAGGAGUAUGAAGAUCAGCUUAAAGAAAAUCCCAAUGAUGGAAAAGGUCCUGGCAAAAGGAGGGGGCCGACAAUUAAAAUCUCUGGUGUCCAGGUGAAUGUGAAAACAAUAAUUCAGCAUAAAGAAGAUUUUGAGAUCCUCUUUAAAUCAAUUCCAACCAACCCAGAGGAAAAGAAAAUAUUUAAAUUGGCAUGUCGGGUAAAAGCUGCCAAUUUUGAUGUUCCCUGGGAAGUAGAAGAGGAUUCCCGCUUGCUUCUGGGGAUUUUAGAACAUGGUUAUGGAAAUUGGGAACUCAUUAAAAAUGACCCAGAACUUAAGUUAACUGAAAAGAUCUUGCCUGUGGAAAAUGAGAAGAAACCUCAAGCCAAGCAUUUGCAGAGUAGAGCAGAUUAUUUGCUUAAACUUCUUAAAAAAAUAAUGGAAAAAAAAGACGGUCAAGGAGAUGAGAUUAAAACAAAGAAAAGGAGACCACGUGCAAAGAAAGAUGGUGCUGCCAAGGUGAAAAGUGAGCAUGGCAAUGACCUAUCUUCUCCUAGGCACUCUGACAACCUCUCUGAAGAGGGAGAAGUCAAGGAGGAUGGUGCUGAUAAAAGCCCAAACAAGAAAAAAGAGAAGAAAAAAGAUAACAAGGAAAACAAGGAUAAGCAAAACCAAAAGAAAGAAGUUUCCAAAGUAAAAGGAAAGACUAAAGAAAAAAAGGAGAGGCCAAAACGUGGUGAAUCAAAGACUGGAGCCAAGGCCAGGAAGAACCAGGGACCUGUCCAUAUUACUGCUGGAAGUGAGCCUGUCCCCAUUGGUGAGGAUGAGGAAGAUGAGCUGGAUCAGGAAACCUUUAGCAUUUGCAAGGAGAGAAUGAGGCCAGUGAAAAAAGCUCUCAAACAGUUGGAUAAACCAGAUAAAGGGCUGACUGUUCAGGAGCAACUGGAGCACACUCGCACCUGUUUGCUGAAAAUUGGAGACCGAAUUUCUGAGUGCCUUAAAACCUACUCUGAUCAGGAGCAUGUGAAGUUGUGGAGAAGAAACCUUUGGAUUUUUGUGUCUAAAUUCACGGAAUUUGAUGCCAGGAAGUUGCACAAAUUAUAUAAGAUGGCACACAAGAAGAGAUCACAAGUAGAGGAGGAUCAGAAAAAGAAAGAUGUACCUAGCACCAAGAAACCUUUUAGACCAGAUCCCUCUCUGUCAAGUCGAGAGUCUACAGUGUCCCAGCCUCACAUUGCUCCUGUGCCGCCAAAAUCUCACCAACCACCACAUCCCACACAGAUACAUGGGCACCAAAGAGAAAAUUAUGCAAAUCCCAACAAGAGGAUUUUCAACAAUACAGAGAGAGAAGAGUGGAGAGAUCGGAAAUUUAACUAUGGUGGUGGCAGCAACAACAAUCAACCAUGGUCAGGAGAUAGACAUCAUCCAUAUGACCGUUACAAGGAUCACCACUAUUCUGACCGACGUCCACAUGGGGAUCCUCGAAGGAAUUCUGCAAACUACAGGCAGAACAACAUGCCCCGGAAGAGACAGUAUGACCAGUAUGACAAUGACCGUGAUCACAGAGGACACAGAGAAUAUUAUGAUAGGCAUCAUCAUGAUAACAAGCGAAGACGAUCUGAUGAAUUCCGUCCCCAGGGUUACCACCAACAGGACUACAGAAGAAUGGGGUCUGAUCACAGACCACCCAUGGGCUACCAUGGUCAAGGGCCUUCUGACCACUAUCGCUCAUUUCAUACAGAAAAGCCUGGUGAUUAUAAAGGUCCUCAUCAGUCUUCAUCUUUGUCUGACCCUCGUUCUCCCCCAAAGCCAAGAUCCCCACAUGAAUCAAAAUCUCCAAUGGACAGGUCAUUGGAUCAAAAAAACACUGAUUUCAACUGGAGUGUGAGAAAAACAUAAGGGAGACUUGAUUUCAUACAGUUCUGAAAACUCUAAGGAGAUCAAUUAUAACAACUUGCAUCUUGCUGCUAUAGACCAUUCAUUCAACUCAUUGAAGAUUAGAUGGUUAUGGACUCCCAACUUAGAUACAGCUACCAUGAGGAAGAUUUCCAGCACUUGUGCCAAGACAGAAUGGUUUUGAUCAGUCUUUUUUGUUUUACCCCACACACACUUGCAACACUUUUGUAAUGGUUCAGGUGAGCCAACCCCACUUUUUUCUUUGGUUUUAUGAAUUUAAAACAUAUAAAUUAAUUUUUGAAGGAGCUGGUGAUAAAACAUUUCAUAUUCAAUAAUAUGUAUCCUGAUGCAGUUUACAUGGCUGAGACAUUUAACCCAUUGCCUUUGCACUCAACACUGCUAAAUGUACUUAUAGUUCAGUGCUAUCUCUGCAAUAGUUGCCUGCAUACUCAACAUAAAAAAUGGUUGCAAGGAGGAGUAGGGGUUAUAGGCAAAGAUAGCUCCUUUCUGUAACUUCGAAGACCAAUAUAGGAUAAUCACUUUUCAGACAUUUUGAGAGAUUUUCUUGCUGUCCUGGGACCCUCAGAAAACAAACUGUAUGAAUAUGUAAAUAUAGGAAUUUUCAAUUUCAGUGUACAUAAGUAAAAAAAAAAAAAAAUUAAAUGCUUUAAAACUUAUUUUACUAUUAAAUCCCUCUCUCUCAGUAUUUUUGUAAACUUCUCUGGCAGAAUACAACCUUACAUAGGUACGUACAGAUAUUUGAUUUUUCUAAUGUUGCUAUUUUAUCUUGUUUCCCACCUUGUAUUAGAUUGCACUAAAUUGUGCUUUAUUAGUGGUAUCUACAAGAUCGCUUAUAUUCUUCCUAAAGGGCAAGGUAUGAAUGUCUAGCUAUUUUUAAAAGUGGUCCAGGCAUAUACAUUUAUGUGGCUUUUGUAUAUUUACAUUUUAGUUUACUGAAAACUUUUCUUAUUUAUUGGUGUACAGGUUUGUAAUUGAAAUCAAGGAUUUCAAUGCACCUUUAAUAUGGAGUAUUUGGAAGUAUGAUUAGUCACCAUACACUAAAUGUUCAUAAACUGCAAUGCCUGUCUCUGCACAAAUGUGGAAGAAAAUGAUAUAUAUUAUCAUUGAAAGUUUGUUUUUUGUAAAGCUAAUGUAAACUCAACAAUUAUCUAUCGCACUGGUUUUCAAACCUGUCUUCAGGCCUCCCUAACAGGUCAGAUUUUGAGGAUAUCUGAACUUGGGCACAGGUGAAAUAAUCAGCUGAUUAGUAAAACAUGGUUAUUUUACCUGCUUUCACCCAAGGUAAUCGUAAAACUCUGGCCUGUUAGGGAGGCCUGAUGACAGGUUUGAAAAAAAGGUGCUCUAUCAGAAGAUUUGUAACCUCUGCACUUUAUUUCCUUAUGUUUUUGCAGCUAAAGUCUAUAUACUAGAUUUGUACCUGGAAAAUUCUAUAGUUGGCUAGCAUGUCUUUCACUGCCAGAAAAACCUUUUGUAACCUUUUCAUAAGACUACUCUCCAAUAUACAGCUACCACAAUCAACUGUUAUUGUAAACUAAUUAUGUACUUUAUUUAUUAAGUAUACAUUGUUUUUCUAUUCGAUAUUUGCAGAGUAAACUGUUGGACUGAAUUCAUUUAUGUAGCUUCAAAUGCUUUAACUGCUAACCUGUAAAUUCAGAAACAUUUUCAGUGACUCUUGACAAGAUAAUUUAUAAUCAACUCCAUUAAUGUAAUAUGUCUCCAGAAAAAUAAUCCAGUAAAUGACUGUUAGAUUAAACUGUAAGGUUAUGAAUUUGUGUCUGUUAUGAGUCCUGAAAUUUAGAUUAAAGAACUCAAGACAAGUUUUUAUUGAACAUUCUCUAAAAGCUGGUUACACAUAUGCCACAGUUUGGAUUUUUGUUUUAAAGGUUAGCACACACUAUUAUGAUUGUGCUAAUAUAAAUAAUUAUGGAAAGACAUUUUUUUUUUUUUGCACAUACAAUUAACAAGAAGCCUUGUGUAUUGCUAUGAGGAUUCACAUAUGCGUUUUGUCUGUGCACUUGCAGAAACCUUUGAGUGCCUUUCAGAUGUAUUUUACAGUCUGAGUAAUUUAAAGCUGUAUUUAAUUGUGUAAGCUAAACAUUUGCUAUAACUUAUAUAGUAUGGAUCAUUUCUAAUGAGUCUUGAAAACAUUACAAAGGUAUCUAGCAACAGUGGGACUUAAGUUGUCUUAUAAAACCCCACCCCUCAUUAGCAUUGUUAUAACAAACCUAUCAGAAACUUUGAUCUGUCACAGAAUUGAGUAUUAAAUGGAAGAGAAUUCCCUUUUGCUAAACAAGCUAAUCCUGAUAUUAUUAUCAACCUUACCACAGAUUACGGUAACCAAUUUGCGGUUUAAACUACAAUGGGAAUAUAACUGUUUACCGUCACUUUAAAGAGACUUAAAACCUAAACAUUUUCUUUCAUGAUUCAGACGGAACAUACAAUUUAACAACUUUCCAAUUUACUUCUAUUAUCAAAUGUUCUUCGUUUUCUAGUUAUCCUUUGUUAAAACGCAGGAAGGUAAGUUCAAGUGAGUGCACGUGUCUGCAGCACUAUAUGACAGCAGUUUUGCAAUGUUAUACAUUAGCAAGAGCACUAGAUGGCAGCACUAUUUCCUGUCCUGUAGUAUACCAGACGUGUGCGCUUCCUAUCUAGAUAUCUAUUCAACAAAGAAUAACAUAGGAACAAUGCAAAUUUGAUGAUGGAAGUCAAUCAGAAACUUUUUUAAAAAUUGUAUUCUCUAUCUUAACCAUAAAAGAAAAUAUUUUAGGUUCCUGCUCCUUGUUUAAUUAGUAUAUGUAAAAGUUCUAGACUAAGAGAGCACCAUCACACAAACUGAGGAAGACCAUGAGCUGCGUGGAGAGCCAUGAACAGUAUCCUGCUAUUUAAGAGUAUACAAUCAUGGUAUUAUAAUUUCCAUACAGAAAGAAACAGAACCAAAAUAGCUUAUCAAGAACAGCACAUAAAUAAAUGUAAUAUUUGUACCUCAUGUUGUUAAACAGUACAUUGCUGUUUAAUAUCCUUUUAACACCCUUCUAAGUGGUAAACGUUUUAUUAUUUAAGUAGAGGAUUCCAGUGUUUGGCUUUGUAUGUCAGAAAUGCAUAUAUGUUCCACAUGAAAAUCUUUCUCAUAUCAUUACAUAUUUUAUUUUUGUGAAUCUUUUCCAGAAAUGUCUGUCUUUUAUUAAUAUUAUGAUUAAAGUUAAACAGACGGGCUGUAAUAACCUUAUAAUGCUGUAAUGUAGGAUAACGAGCAGAUAAACUGUUUGGCCUUAAAGAGGCAUUUACUGUAGAUUUUUUCUUCAUUGUGUUAUUUAACCCCUUAAAGCAAUGGGGCUCUCCACUCAAACACCUACUUUGUUAAAAAUCAAAGAAUAAAACUAUUGUAUUUAAAGAUAUUUACCAUGAUGUUUUGUUUGUUUUUUGUUUGUUUUUUAAUUUAUGAUGAUAAACCAAAUUGUGGUUUCUGAAAUUUAAUUUAAAAGAUUACAUAUCAUUUCUCCCUUAAUGUAUUAUAGCAAGCACAAAAGUGUUUAAAUUUUACAUGAGCUGAUAUAAAAACAGAUGAGCAGUUUAUUAAUUUAAACCAAUAGACUUUGUAUCCAGCCAUCCUGCUUUCUGUAUUCUGUCAUGAGCGGGUAGGUAUGGACUUUUUAGGCAAUAAUUAUUUAUCUUUGUGUAAAGGCUAUUGUGUUCAGUGUUUUUCUAUGUAAAUAGGAUGUUUAUAUAGUAUUUGUUAAAUUUUCCUGUAUUGUAAAACUGCUGUACUUUUCAUUCCUGUAUAUUAAAAUGUGAGUUUUUCAGAA
Bombina bombina (fire-bellied toad) is the source of this 11148-nucleotide messenger RNA. RefSeq names its product chromodomain helicase DNA binding protein 2 (gene CHD2). Lineage: Eukaryota; Metazoa; Chordata; Amphibia; Anura; Bombinatoridae. Gene Ontology annotation, molecular function: DNA binding; ATP-dependent chromatin remodeler activity; ATP hydrolysis activity. The transcript is spliced from 39 exons. The record is from RefSeq and is a predicted model, not a curated record. Bases 1880 to 7327 code for a protein of 1815 amino acids. Gene Ontology annotation, biological process: nucleosome organization; regulation of transcription by RNA polymerase II. Gene Ontology annotation, cellular component: nucleus; chromatin.